Messenger RNA from Castor canadensis (American beaver), 2495 nucleotides. Lineage: Eukaryota; Metazoa; Chordata; Mammalia; Rodentia; Castoridae. The record is from RefSeq and is a predicted model, not a curated record.
CUCUGUCUCUCUUUCUCUCUCUCUCUGUCUCUCUCUCUGAUGGGGGAGGGAGGGUGGUGACAAGUUAGAAGCGCUUGCGGCAGGUCUCCGCCCCCAGGAUCGGGCUCCCCCUCCAAGGGGACGAUGGAAAGGUAGAAGCACCUAGCUCCGCAGCAUCCACACCCGGAGCGGUUGCGCCCGGGGACCAAGCCCACGGUUUCUCCAGUCAAGGACGGGCCCGCCACUCUCCAUGGUACUGCGGAGAGCUCAGCUCCGCCCUUCUCUUUCAGAAGGACAGCACCCGGCGUCACGUAACCCAGCCUUCUCGGGCUCCACCACCGCCUCUUCCUUCCCAGCUUUUCCCUCUCCAUCUCCACCUCCUCCUGCUCCCCUCCGUUGCAUGUUCUCCCCUCCCGCACUCCUGGAGAUAGACGCUCAAGCCUGACGCCUCUGAAAGGCAGCAGCAGUCGCCUUAUCCGUAGACCUCAGGAAAUUCGCUUUGACCGGUGCAUGCUUCAGGCUCUGGCUCGAGCUAAAGGGAAUAACCAGGCAGAUUUCUGGGUCCUUAUAAAAAGACAAAAUAAAAUCAAAAUGCAUCACCAUCACACAACAAAUUGAUAAGCUGGCAUCUUAGUGCGGCCUUGCAGGGGCGGAGAAAGAAGAGGAGCUGUUGUGAUUUCUACAUCUAACAGCUUCUGGGUGUUUCACAACUUCUGGGUUGAAUCCUAUUGCUUGGGAGGUUAAAAAGAGAAGUGAAAUCCAGCCUGUGAGGCCAUGCACAAGGAAUUUGGCUCUGGCUGCAGUGAUGCUGGAAGCCCAUGAUAUGACUGAAGAAGCAGGCCUUUGAAGCUAUUCUGAGGUUAAUAAGUGGUCCCCUAAAGAGGCAAAGAUCAUUUUUUCCGUGCUGGUUUGGAACCCUACACCUGGAGGGGAAACACAGGCAUCCGAGGAGAGUGCUUCAUUGGUGUGAGUCCCUGAAAAAAGUGUUUGCUUCUUACUGGCUCUAACUGCUCCCUCCCAUUUUGCCUGGUACCACACUGGCAGAUGACGGUAUUUGAGGAUUGAAGCAUCUGUUUUGACACCACAGACGCCCUUAAAGUAGAUCCUUGGAUGCAAAUGGAUUAGUGGUUUUCCUUGAAGUUCUGUUGAUACUUUUCAGAACGGUGCCUCCAAAGUGUAUCCUCCCUUUGGUCUGGAAGUUCUGUGGCUGCCCUGUACCACUGGGUUCUGGGUUUUCCAGUUGGAAAGGGACUAUAGAGAGAGAGGAAGGGGUUGUUGGAAGAGAAGAAGAAGAAAAAAAGAGCUAAAGGAGGGCGCGUCCCUCCCACUCUUGCCUAUCCCCUCACCUUCCUUUCUCUUUGGACCCCUAUUUCUUCAUCACGGUGUCCAGGACCAUUUUGACCCUGUCGGCCCCGGCACCCCCCCGCCGCACCCCAGCCCCGAGCAUGGGGACGGCGCUUCUCCAGCGCGGGGGUUGCUUUCUCCUGUGCCUGUCGCUGCUGCUCCUGGGCUGCUGGGCAGAGCUGGGCAGCGGGCUGGAGUUCCCGGGCGCUGAGGGCCAGUGGACGCGCUUCCCCAAGUGGAACGCCUGCUGCGAGAGCGAGAUGAGCUUCCAGCUCAAGACGCGCAGUGCGCGAGGCCUAGUGCUCUACUUCGACGACGAAGGCUUCUGUGACUUCCUGGAGCUCAUCCUGACUAGAGGUGGCCGCCUGCAGCUCAGCUUCUCCAUCUUCUGUGCCGAACCCGCCACUCUGCUGGCCGACACCCCAGUCAACGACGGUGCCUGGCACAAUGUGCGCAUCCGUCGCCAGUUCCGCAACACCACGCUCUUCAUCGACCAGGUGGAGGCCAAGUGGGUGGAAGUCAAGUCCAAGCGCAGGGACAUGACGGUGUUCAGCGGCCUCUUCGUUGGUGGCCUGCCCCCAGAACUGCGCGCCGCGGCGCUGAAGCUCACUCUGGCCUCUGUGAGGGAGCGGGAGCCCUUCAAAGGGUGGAUACGCGACGUGAGGGUCAACUCCUCCCAGGCCCUGCCGGUGGACAGCGGGGAGGUGAAGCUGGACGACGAGCCGCCCAACAGCGGCGGAGGGAGCCCGUGCGAGGCGGGCGAGGAGGGCGAGGGCGGGGUGUGCCUCAAUGGAGGCGUGUGCUCCGUGGUGGACGACCAGGCUGUGUGUGACUGCUCGCGAACCGGCUUCCGUGGCAAGGACUGCAGCCAAGGUAAGGCCCACGCCCGAUCCCCCUCCUUCUCCCCCGGGGAGCCUAGGCCUGGGCAGGGCGCGGGGAGGCAGGGCGAGGCAGCGGGACCCAACUGGUGCAUGGGGCCUUCCUUCUCUGGACAGUGUGUGGCAGUGCGCAUUGAGGGGAAGGCCUGCUUCUGGCAGCCACUCUGCCUUACCAACUCCCACAGCUCUUCCCUUUGCAUCCUCUUAGUGGUUGAGCACCCCCAGUUUGGGGGGUUCACUUUGCCCCUGGAAGCCCUUUCUUCCAACCCCGCUUCCUUCCAAGUCACUUCUUAG